Molecule: messenger RNA, 1017 nt
Organism: Penicillium riverlandense
Lineage: Eukaryota; Fungi; Ascomycota; Eurotiomycetes; Eurotiales; Aspergillaceae
Product: Clr5 domain-containing protein
Exons: 2
Coding region: 1-1017 (338 amino acids)
Source: RefSeq, a predicted model, not a curated record
AUGAAAACCUCCAUCUCGUCCGAUGUCUGGGAGACCAAGAAAGCAUUGAUCUCUCGACUAUACAUGGAGGAGGAGUGGCCACUCAAACAGGUCAUUAAGCAGAUUCGGUCUGAUGACUUCAAUCCGAGUGAAACGCAGCUACGCAGCAGGUUAAAGAAAUGGCGAGUCACCAAGCCAUCGCGUCAAAUACGCAAUAAGCCUCAAGCCCCAACACGCUCCAAGCAUGAUCCCGAUGCCAAAAAGAACAACAAACGUCGAUCCUCGCCGCGGCCAAAAGAACCCCAACCGCCGUCGGCCUCCUCUACUGAAGUGUCGUCGGCGCCGACCGAGUGGACUGUGAACCUUCCCGUCUAUACGCAGCCCAAGUUGUCAUUGCCGGCACAGCCAUUGACCCCGAGUCCUUCAUCAGGGCAACAGACCCGGGCUAACAACUCCUUUACGGAUCUGAGCUCUCGUACUUCCUUCGCCGGCCCAAUCCCGCAUGACAGUCCUUUUAAUCAAACAUCUUCGGCCAGCGAGGACCUCAUGCUUAAUACUUCUACCUGCGCCUAUCCGAGCCCGGGCUAUCCUCUUUCUCCCGACCUGUGCCUCCCGAUCUCGAGUACGGCCACUGCGCCGCCGGGAAUGCCAUGGCCAACUCGUUCUCUCUCUGUCGACUUUGGUCUCAACCCUGCCGUCAGCGCGUCAACUUGGUACUCGACCUUGGGAGUCAUCACGCCCCCGCUUUGUUCAUCCCAUUCCGCCGCUCCCCUAAGCGCCCCGAUAGUAGGACAGAUGCCUGUCGUGGUCCCUCCAUCUCCGGAUCACGGUUAUUUUCCUCCAUUCACACAAUAUCCGAGUGAAAUGCCUGGAUUUGCGUACGACUACGCUGAACCAAGGACAUGGAAACGCGCCAUGUCCCUGCAGUACAACCCGAUGCCGGAAAUGGAGCUGCAACAUACGGGCCCGUCGUGUGUGCCAGGCUUCUAUGUUAGCCAGGAUCAUCUGGUGCAAAAGACUUCAGGUGUUGGGUACUAG